AUGGCUUCUUACACGGUGCCGUUCUUCUUAAACGGAAAGGAAAUAUGCGCUGAGCGCACCUUCGACGUCAGGUCCCCCCUCACCGGGGAAGUCAUCCACUCCUGUUCUAGCGCCAGCACCCAGGACGUCACAAAUGCCGUCGAGAGCGCCGCCGAGGCUUUCAAGACGUGGCGGAAGAUGACUCCCUCCCGCCGCCGGGACAUCUUCCUCAAGGCCGCCGAAGUGAUGGAGCGCCGCAAGGACGAGCUGACCAAGAACAUGGUUGAGGAGACUGGGGCUUCCGCUAUGUGGGCUGGCUUUAACAUUAGCAACACCAUCGACAUGAUCAAGGAUGUCGCUGGACGAAUUGCCACGAUAGAGGGUAGCCUACCGGCCACGGCGGAUGAGGGGCGAGGUGCCCUCGUCUUGAAGGAGCCUUUUGGUGUUGUUCUUGGUAUCGCACCUUGGAAUGCCCCUUACAUUUUGGCCACUCGAGCCGUCGUGUUCCCUCUGGCCGCCGGAAACACGGUUAUCCUCAAGGCUUCAGAGCUAUCCCCCCGUACCAUCUGGGGUGUAGCAUCAUGUUUCCAUGAGGCCGGAAUCCCCGCCGGCGUGUUCAACACCCUCGUUCAUGAGCCCGCCAACGCCGCCGCCAUCACCACCCAACUCAUCGAAAACCCCCACGUCAAGAAGAUCAACUUCACCGGCAGCACGGGCGUGGGCCGCAUCAUCGCCAAGCUCGCUGGCGAGCACCUCAAGCCCGUCCUCCUCGAGCUCGGAGGCAAGGCCCCCGCCAUCAUCUGGGAGGACGCCAACCUCGACCAGGCGGCCCAUGCCUGCGCUCUCGGCUCUUUCCUGCACGCCGGCCAGAUCUGCAUGAGCACCGAGAGGAUCAUCGUGCACAAAAACAUCAAGGCUGAGUUCGAGAAGAAGCUGGCAGCCGCCGCCGAGCAGAUCUUCCCCACCACUGGCGAGGCACCUACGCUCAUCGUCGAGGCCGGUGUCCAGAAGAACAAGAAGCUCGUCCAGGACGCCGUCUCCAAGGGUGCUUCCGUUCUCUUCGGCGAUGCGCAGGCCGAGGGCCCCGCCAAGACCAGCAUGCGUCCCGUCAUCCUUAACAACGUCACGCCCGAGAUGGAGAUUUACCGCACCGAGUCGUUCGGCCCCACCGUCUCGCUCGUCGAGGUCGACAACGAGGAGGACGCUAUCCGCAUCGCCAACGAUAGCGACUACGGUCUUACCUCGGCCGUUUUCACGGAGAACUUGCGUCUGGGUCUAAAGUUCGCGAGGGAGAUCGAGUCGGGUGCGGUGCAUAUCAAUGGGAUGACGGUGCAUGAUGAAUCGACGUUGCCGCAUGGCGGAACGAAGGCUUCUGGGUUUGGAAGGUUUAACGCUUCGAAUGGGUUGGAGGAGUGGGUGAGAACGAAGAAUGUUACGUUUAGUUACUGA
This is a messenger RNA of Scedosporium apiospermum, 1428 nucleotides long. RefSeq names its product Vanillin dehydrogenase. The record is from RefSeq and is a predicted model, not a curated record. The transcript is spliced from 2 exons. The coding region runs from base 1 to 1428 and encodes 475 amino acids. Lineage: Eukaryota; Fungi; Ascomycota; Sordariomycetes; Microascales; Microascaceae. Gene Ontology annotation, molecular function: succinate-semialdehyde dehydrogenase (NAD+) activity.